GCAAGGAGGAGGAAGAGGAGGAGGAAGAUGAAGAGGAGAUAGACUCAGGAGAAGAAGAGGACACAGGAAUAAAGAACAUUGGCUCCCCAGGGGGUAGGUCUGUGGUUGUUCACUACGACAAAGAGAAUAUAGAAAAUAUCGUAACUACAGGACAACCUUUUGCCCAAGAGGAGAGGGAAAACCCUAACAUCAGAAACAUAGAGCAAGGUGCUUACGAGAACAGUGAUGUGAAUUGUUUUGAGGGUGUUACUGAAGAUGACACCAUGAAGAUCACAGCAGAUAUAAGUGAAGGGAUUGAAGAAGAGGAGAGACCGACGGCUGAAGAAAACCAAGAGAAAUCAUCUGAUUCAGACCUGGAGGUCCUGACAAGCUCUAUCACUGAAAACCAGAGAGAAGAGGGAAAGAAAGAAGUGAACUUACUCUCCCCACAUUUUCCCCRGGAGAAUGAAGAGGAAGAAGAGGAAGAUGAACAUGGUGCUCCAGAGAUUGUUUCUGAUUGUYCUGAUCCCGCAGCAACACAGAAUCUGCAAUCUCUUAUGGUCGAUACCUUUGUGGAACACCCGCUUGAGGAGAAAAUUAAGGACUUCCUAGGGGACGACCACCAAGAGGCGGGUGAAAGCUUUGCAGAUUACCCCUUUGACUUCUCUCCAAGUGAAUACGACAAGGAUGGAGGGAAAGGGAGAGAGCAAAACAAAAAUGGSAGCACACUGUCUAGUCCCUCUGAGGGUCAUUUAAAGAUAGAUGAGAAUGUCUACCCGGAGAGAGAGAUAACCGAGCAGAAGGAUAGCCAUGUACAGGGAGAGGAAGACGAAAAGGAAGAUGCGAGACCUGCUAUCUCUCUGAGCGUAGAAGACAAACAAGAUUUUGCAGAUUGUGCGAUGUGUAAUAUCAAUAUUGACAUUAGCACAGGCAAGAUUAUUGAAGACAAUCUUGAAGCUGAUAGCUCCAGUAAGGAUGAGAAGGAUGAAGACCCAGAGAAGCAUAAUGAAGAACACCCAGCCCUGCCAAGAUACCAGGGUAUUCCUCAGAGAGACUGCGGAUCUGAUGUUUCACCUCUACCUGACUGGGAGGGUGGAGAGGAGAACAGCUCCAAGCAGAGUGUUGCUGACCUGCAUCUUUCAGACACCAUCUCCGAUGUCCCCACUUUUACCCUUCASAAUGAGGCUGGACCCAGUACAGCAGAGGUAACCAGGUGUAACAGGGGUAAGAGGAGUACAGGCAACAUGUCAUCAUCUGACUCUGAGGAUAAUUUUCCCGGAGAAUUUUGUACGUUGGAGACUGAACUAAGAAAGAACAAAGGGGAAACUUGCAUUUGGGGUAAAGAGGAGUAUCUUCGAGAAAUCCCGCCGGAGCUAGAAGGAAAGUUGGAGAACCACCUUAACACCAAUAUAAGCUGGGACACAGGGGAUAAUAAYGUGGACAGGAGUGGUUUCAUUCUAGAUUACAAGUAUGAGGGGAGCGGAAUCACAGUCGGAGAGGAACAAUUUGCAGAUGAUGAAGAAGAGGAGGAGAGGAGUUGGAAACAAGAGAGAGUGAGAAUCGAGGCAUUCUACAAGUUUUAUAAUGACGAAGAGGAGAAGGAGGCCAUGGAAACGGAAGGUGCUUUUUCAGGGAGGAAGCCUAGAGUUCAGUUCUGCAUGGAUCCCCUGCCUCAAGUCAUUGAAUAUACAGACAGCAGCAGUGACACGGAUUUGGUCGACAGCUCAUCUGACAGAGAGGAGGACCUGGAUUCUACAGCAAGGCUUGAAGAGCAGCGAGCAGAGUCAGAAGCACAAGGAGAAAUACAAGAUCUCAGCAAAAUACCUCGGACACACAGCAAGAGAGCCGAGUAA
Molecule: messenger RNA, 1832 nt
Organism: Salvelinus sp. IW2-2015
Lineage: Eukaryota; Metazoa; Chordata; Actinopteri; Salmoniformes; Salmonidae
Product: glutamic acid-rich protein-like
Source: RefSeq, a predicted model, not a curated record